Argentina anserina (silverweed cinquefoil) is the source of this 2633-nucleotide messenger RNA. RefSeq lists its product as uncharacterized. NCBI's taxonomy places the organism in Eukaryota, Viridiplantae, Streptophyta, Magnoliopsida, Rosales, Rosaceae. Gene Ontology annotation, biological process: chromatin remodeling. Gene Ontology annotation, cellular component: Ino80 complex. The coding region runs from base 580 to 2334 and encodes 584 amino acids. The transcript has 7 exons. The record is from RefSeq and is a predicted model, not a curated record.
AGAGAGAGAGAGAGAAGAGUCUCUAGGUCUGGUCAGUCAGGCAAAAACCAAACUUGGGCUUUGGGUCUUUCCUUUGCCCUUGCCCUUGCCCUUGCCCUCGCGCUUUGCCUUGCUCUUUCCUUUGUGUGUGUUGUUUGUGUGGAAUUAGCAAAAUGGUGAACACCAAGAUUAUUAGCCUUCUUCUCUUCUCUUCUCUUCUCCUUUACCACCACCUCCCACCUCCCUCUCUUCUCUCUUUCUCUUUCUCUCUCACAUUCCCCUUAUUUUUUCUUCUUCUAUCCCUAACCCUAAAAUUCCCCCUUAUCUCUUCUCCACCCUUUUCCUCUUCUUCCUCUCCUUACCCAAAACCCAAUUCGAUAUCUCACUCUCUCUAUCUUAUCUCUGCUUUUGGCUCUCUGGGUUUUGCUUCUUCUCUCCAAAGGUCGUCGCUUUCUUAUGGUAUUGGGAUUUGGCUGCGCGCCCGAUUUCUCAAGGAUUUUCGGCAUUACUGGAGUACGUUGUUGGCGUGGGUUCUUACUAUACUUCAUGCUUUGAUAAGUUGUUGCGUCACAAGAACUGGUCUGUAGCAACAGUGCCCUCAUGGAAGAGUUUAGCUGUCCUAGAUUGGAUAUCAGCAACACUGUGAGAAAGAAAAGAAGCCAAACUUUUCGCCGACCACUACAACCAUCACCUGAAAUUCAUGACCAGUCGCCACUGUCAUCAUCAACACGUUCAGAUGAAUUGAGCAAGGUCUCUAGUGAUGAGAAUGGUGGUUGUGAUACCAACUCUAAGCGGAAAGAAUUGAGUCUUAAUGAGUGUAUAGCUAGAGUUACUUCUCCUGGGGGUCAUGGUGAAAAACCCCUAAAAAAAGAUAGAAAGGAUGGAGGGUUUAAUUCAUUUUACAAUAAUGAGCCAGGUCGAAAUGGGAUCAGUAAUAAACGCUCUAGGGAAGGUGUCCUUGCCCCUGCUAAUUGGAAAAGUUCAAGCACAGUGAAGGAUGAUGUGAUAUUAGAUUCCAGAAGUGCAGGUGCAGCAAAUGGUGGAAGUCCAAGUACUAGGCUGUCAGGAUCAGAUGCAUUUGGAAAUGAGAAUAAGGUUAAAAAGGUCAAGCUCAAGGUUGGUGGUACGACCCGAACAAUUCAAGACAAUUCUGCAGUCAAUGGUACAAAACAGGAGGCUUCUUCUACAAAGUUAUCUCGAGCGUCAGAUGUCUCAAGACCACGGCAGAAGCAAAAUGUUCUGUCAAAUUCAGAUGAUAAUCAUUCCCAUUUAGAUAAGAAGAGUGGUUUGAAGGGAAUUCCAUGGAAGGACUUCUCAAGAAGUGGAAUUAAUCUCGGGAAGGAUCAGGAUCAUUCAACAAUGGUUAGGACAUCCGGAAAGAACAUGUCUGGAAAGGAAGGAGACAAAUCUGAACCAGUCCGUAAGAGCAAGCGCGUACCCAAGAGGCGUGUACUUGAUGGAGAGUUCGGAGAUGAUGAGGAAGAUGAUGAGAUUCGGUAUCUGGAGAAUCUCAAAACAUCGAAGGUUACUGGAGGAUUUAGAGAAGAAGAUGAUGAAGAGUCAAGCAGGAAACAUAGAAAACUAUCUGUAGUUUCCAGCAUUGAUAAUGCCGGUCCAUCAAGGUCAGGCAAAGACCUAAAGAGGAAGUCAAGAACUGAUAGAGUAUCUGGAGACACUGAUUAUGAAGAGGAAAAUUUAUUAUCUGAUGGUGAGCAGCUUGAAGGUAAAAAGAAGGAGAAGAAGGAAGCUGUUGAGCCUUUGUUAGAUGGUAAGAGGGAAAUGGUUCUCACAACACGCCAACGUGCCCUUCAGUCGAGCAAAGAUGCCUCGUCAUCCCUGGGUUCAAGCUUAAUUGAAUUUCCAAAUGGAUUACCACCUGCAGCACCUAGAAAACAAAAAGAGAAAUCUACAGAAUAUGACCAGCAGAUGAAGAAAGCUGAGGCUGCUCAGAGACGACGAAUGCAAAUUGAGAAGGCUACUCAAGAAUCUAUGGAUGAGGCUAUAAAAAAAAUACGUGGCCAAGAUUCCGGUAGGAAAAAGAAGGAAGACAAAAUAAAGAAGCGUCAAGAAGAACUGGCACAGGAGAAGGCUGCUAAUGCUAUGGCGCUUGCAUCAAGCACAAUUAGAUAUGUGAUGGGCCCAAACGGCACUACGUUGACAUUUCCAGAUGAUAUGGGUCUCCCCAGUUUAUUUGACCCUAAACCUUGCAGCUAUCCUCCUCUUCGUGAGAAAUGUGCUGGUCCUUUUUGUACGAAUCCGUACAAGUAUAGGGACUCUAAAUCGAAGCUUCCUCUUUGCAGUCUUCGGUGCUACAAGGCUGUCCAGGAUAAGACAGAAACAGAAACGACGUGCUAAUGUUUGCGACAGUGUUGUCCUACUCUUUUUUGAAGUCUUGGGUGAUCCUGCAGAGCUAGUUGAUCACUCUCGGUAUAUAUUUGGGGAUCGGUGGAGAAAAGUUAAUUUUUAACUAGUUGCGUAGAGGUUUAUACUUUAUACAAGUAGAGAGAACUACAGAUUGUUUUUCCGGCUUCAAAAUAGUGUCUUAUUCAUGUUAUUAUAAACACAAUCUCCUUCAUAGUUUGUGAUAAUGGUAGUCCAUUGGAUUUUGGAAGGUAUUGGGGGGAGGAGCAUGGCAGUGGCCAAGGAUUCAUUGU